Pedinophyceae sp. YPF-701 is the source of this 3417-nucleotide messenger RNA. NCBI's taxonomy places the organism in Eukaryota, Viridiplantae, Chlorophyta, Pedinophyceae. The record is from the annotation of a GenBank genome assembly.
AUGCUUCGGCGGCUGGGGGCGAACGACCGUCCGGCGGACGUCGUCGUUGACGUGGGGUCGAUUGCGGGGCCAGAAAGCAUGUGGUCCAUCACAGUGGGCCGCGCGCGCGACUGCGACCUCUCCAUCGACUCCCCGGCGCUCCCACAGAUGAUCUCGCGCAACCACGCGGAGUUCCGCGUCGACCUCCCGUCAAUAAGGGUCGUGGACAAGGGGUCCACCAACGGCACGUGGAUCAACGAGCAGCGCAUCACGCCGAACGAGGAGGUCCUCCUGCGCCACGGCGACAUGCUCAGCUUUGGCGGGCCAGCGUGCGUCACGCGCCAGGACCGCGACUACACCAACCCGUUCCGCUUCUUCUUCGACGGGAUUCCCUCGCACGUCAUUGCGCGGUCCGGCACCGUGGAGCACAUGCGCCGCAUGCUCGCCACCACGCCGCAGGACCUGUACACCACCGGCGUCGAAAAUUACACGUGCCUGCACGUCGCCGUCACCCAGAACAAGGAGGACACCGUGGCGUUCCUCGCGCAGCACUGCAGGCCGCUGCUGUCCGCGCGCACGUCCACGGGCCUGUCCGCGCUCCACCUCGCCGCCGACGCCGGCCGCCCCAGCAUCUGCAAGCUCCUGAUUGACAGCGGGGUCGACCUGAUGGAGCCGAACAACGUGGGCUUCACCGCCGCGCACAUCGCGUGCAUCCGCUCGCACCUGCCCGUCCUGCGCUUCCUCGUCGACGAGCGCAACUUCCCGGUCAACUUCAUCCUCGGGGAGGACCGCCGCGGGCUGCUGCACUACUCGGCGUUCUACGGGUCGCUGCUCGUGCUGCGGUUCCUCCUCGAGCGCGGCGCGGACCCCAGGCUCGUCACCGCGCGCGGCCGCGGCCCGCUGCACUUCGCCGCGAUCCGCGGGCACGUGGACACUGCGCAGUGCCUGAUUGAGGUGGGCGGCGUCGACGUCAACCAGCGCGACAACGGCGGCGUGACGCCGCUGCACAUGGCCGCGGAGCACGGCGCCGAGUCGGUCGUGCGGCUCCUCGUGCAGCUCGGCGCGGACGUGAACGCGCGCACCAACAACGAAAUCACGCCCACGCGCAUCGCCACCACGUUCGGACACACGGCGAUCGUCAACUUCUUCCGCAACGAGGUCGGCGUGAACGAGCCGAUGUACCCCGGCCCGGACGCGGCCGUCGGCUCGCACCGCGCCAUGUCGCUCUCGGGGUACCCGCAGACGCAUGGCGCUGGCGGGGGCGCGCAGGCCACCGAGGGCGCGCGCGGCGGCGCCACGCAGGCCGCGGCCAACGCCGCGCGCACGGGCACGGGCGGGCUCUUCGGCGUCGACGCGCCCGCGCUGCAGACUGCGUUCCGCACGUCCAACGUGAUGGUCCCCGCCCCCAUGCCCCCCAUGAUGCCGUCCAACGUCAUGACCCCGCUGGUCAACGUGCGCACUGCGCUGCCGGCCGCCGCCGGUGCUCGGGGCGCAACGCCCGUGCGCGACGCCACGCCGGGCGCGGCCCAGGCGGGCCGUCGCGACGUCAUGCUGCCCGCCGGCGUCGUCCGGAUGCCGGGCGCGACGGCGGUCGGCGCGGCCGGGGAGCGCGAGCGAGACGGCGCGGGUGCCAACGAGGCGGCGGCGGAGGCGGACGCGGCGGUGUCGGAGGCACCGCCGGCGGGCGGCCAGCGCCCCCCGAGCGACGCGCGGGCCAGCGCCGGCGGCACGCCUUUGAUCGUCGGCCGCCCGACUGCGGUGCCGGCCCCCGCCAGCGCCGCCGCCGUGGCGGUCUCCUCGGCGCACGAGGUCGCGCCAGCCGCCCCCGCCGACGCCGCCCCGCAGCCCGCCAGCAGCGCCAGCCGCGGCCUCACGGCCAACAUCGUCGAGGGCGCGUCGCAGCGCGGCAUGCAGAGCGAGUCGCGGUCCUCGCGGAAGAAGCGCCGCGUCGACGACGACGACGGCGAGAUGUGCUCCCCGGACACCAUCGAACGCAUGGUGGCGGACGUGGAGCGUGGGCUGGCGGCGGGCAGCCACAAGGACGCCGAGGACGUCCUGCGGGGCGCGUCGAAGGGCAUUCUCAAGCAGGUGCUGCGGCACGCGACGGACGCGGAGAAGUACGGCGUGGCCGAGGUCGUGGUGACGAUCCUGCGCACGAUGCCGGCCACCUCGGCGCAGGGCGGUGCGAGCGGCGCCGCGGGCGCGCCGUCGGCGAAGCGCCGCCAGGGCCUCGAGCGCUGCAGCCUCACCUCGGACGCGACCCCGGACCGGCCCGCGAGCGACCCCGCCGGCCCCGCGGACAAGCGGCGUCUGGCCAUGCGGUCGCCGCCCAUCAAGGGCACCGUCACGACCGGGGGGGCGGCGGCGGCCCGCGCGGCGGCCCCGGCGCCCGUGGCGCCCGCGGCGCACAACAACACCACGCAGCAGGUCAACCCGGGCGCGGCGCUCGACCUGGUGUCCCAGCGGAUGACGUGCGCGAUCUGCUUCGAGGUGAUGGUGGCGCCGCACAUCGUGACGCCGUGUGGGCACACGUUCUGCGGCGCGUGCAUCUGCCAGUGGAUGGUGCAGCCGGCGAGCGCGUCCAUGACGUGCCCCAAGUGCCGCGCGGCGCUCUCGGGCCCGCCCGCGCCCUCGAUCGACCUGGAGUUCUUCACGCAGGACAUCCUGCUGCCGACUCUGGCCGCGGAGCAGCGGCGCGACUGGCACGCGCGGAAGGCUGACUGGGACGUGAAGAAGGACCGGCUGCUCGAGGCGGUCGCGGAGAACGUGCGCCGCAUGGGGCGCACCGUGCAGGGCGUCGACGACAACCUGCGCGGGCUGAUCGAGCAGGCGGUGCAGAUGGCGCAGCAGCACAUCCAGACGCGGCGCAUGAUGUCUGCGCAGCGCGGCGCCGGCGGCGGCCUCGUGGCGCGCGGGAGCACGAUGGUGUCGAUCCCGACGGGCACCAACGCGCCCAUGCCCAUGGUGGUCUCUGUCAACCGGUCGGCGUCGUCGCUCGCGCCGGGGCUGCGCGCGGCGCCGGCGGGGCAGCCCUUCCCGCCCGCGGGAAUGGGCGGAGCGGGCGGCGGCGCGGGCGCGGCGGUGGGCGGGGCCGUGACGGCUCCAGCGAUCGUGGAGUACGUGCGGCUGUCGCGGAUGGUGUGCACCGAGUGCGGGCAGGGCAUCGAGCAGGGCGAUCUGCGCGUCGGGACGGUGGCGGCGGAGCGGCGCAGCAGCGUGAACUGGACGCACUUCCGCUGCGUGAGCCCCCAUGCGUGGUCGGCGCUGCGCAGCGUGAACGAUCUGGUCGGGCUGUCGGCGCUGCGUCCAGAGGAUCGCCAGAUGGUGGAGGAGCGCGUCAGCCAGGGCCGCGGCGGUGCGCCGGACCUCGUACGUGCUGACGCGAACGGCACCGCUGGCAACGACGGCAACAACGGCAACAACGCCAACGCAUCUUGA